UAUGCUCACUUUGUUCUCUUUAUGGGCUUUUCCUCUCAGUCUUUUCCUCUCAGUGCAUUGAAUUUCAUGCUUUUACACUGUGCAUUGUUUGCCCUGAAAAGUCCUCAUACUGUCUGAUAAAUAUGGAUCACUUGAAGCAGUCGUGUUACGAGCUCUCACUACCUGUGACGGAGAAAAGCAACCUCAUCAGCAGAGAUAUUGACAGAGCGCACAGCAAACAGAUGGUGCAAAUACUGAAACGAUGUGACGCCGAGAUUUUUGAGAAAAAAAUAAAUCAUGAGCCUUUUUAUCAGACACUGUAUAGUGUACCUGUCAUCCAAACGAUGGUGGAUGUUGCAAAGAGGGUUGAAAUGAUUCUGAGGGACCAGGAGGAAAGUUUGAUUGUAUUAAGUGGUUGUGGAACAUCAGGCCGUAUUGCAUUUCUUUUGGUGUCGUCCUUUAAUGAGAUGUUGAAGGCCCAGAGACAGAAACAGAUCUGUUCGUACAUCAUAGCUGGAGGUGACAGGGCCCUGCUGACAUCACGGGAGGCUCCAGAGGACGACCCAGGGCUCGGCGCUCGCAUGCUGGAGAAGGUUUGUGCAGGAAAGAAGGAUGUGCUGUUCAUUGGAAUAUCCUGUGGCAUGUCGGCACCAUUUGUUGCUGGGCAACUGGAUUUUUGUCUGAACCACUUAGACAUCUUCACCCCAGUGCUUCUAGGAUUCAACCCCGUACAUAUGGCGAGGAGUGAGCAAAUGCAGGACUGUUCAUUUCACUUUAAAGAUGUUGCAGAGAGGAUGGCUGCAGAGCAGAGACAUAAAAAAGCAUACGUGCUAAAUCCUGUGUUGGGGGCUGAGGCCAUCAGCGGAUCGUCCAGGAUGAAAGGGGGCAGUGCAACUAAAAUCAUUCUGGAAACUGUUCUUCUGGCCGGACAUGAAGCUGCAUUUAGAGACAAGACGAUGACACCUGAGUAUGUUUUCAAUUUGCAGUUACGUUUUAAUUUAAUUUAGACAAACAUAUUUA
Pimephales promelas (fathead minnow) is the source of this 999-nucleotide messenger RNA. The record is from RefSeq and is a predicted model, not a curated record. Lineage: Eukaryota; Metazoa; Chordata; Actinopteri; Cypriniformes; Leuciscidae.